This is a messenger RNA of Trichosurus vulpecula (common brushtail), 828 nucleotides long. RefSeq names its product SRY-box transcription factor 21 (gene SOX21). Gene Ontology annotation, biological process: regulation of DNA-templated transcription; anatomical structure morphogenesis; cell differentiation. The record is from RefSeq and is a predicted model, not a curated record. Gene Ontology annotation, molecular function: DNA-binding transcription factor activity, RNA polymerase II-specific; RNA polymerase II cis-regulatory region sequence-specific DNA binding. The transcript has a single exon. The coding region runs from base 1 to 828 and encodes 275 amino acids. Lineage: Eukaryota; Metazoa; Chordata; Mammalia; Diprotodontia; Phalangeridae.
AUGUCCAAGCCGGUGGACCACGUCAAGCGACCCAUGAACGCCUUCAUGGUGUGGUCCCGGGCCCAGCGACGCAAAAUGGCCCAGGAGAACCCCAAGAUGCACAACUCGGAGAUCAGCAAGCGACUGGGGGCCGAGUGGAAACUGCUCACAGAGUCGGAGAAGCGACCCUUCAUAGACGAGGCGAAGCGCCUGCGGGCCAUGCACAUGAAGGAGCAUCCUGACUACAAGUACCGACCGCGCAGGAAGCCCAAGACCCUGCUCAAGAAAGACAAGUUCGCCUUCCCCGUGCCCUACGGCCUGGGCGGCGUAGGGGACCCGGAGCACCAUGGGCUGAAGGCGGGGGGUGGGCUUCACGGGGGCGCCGGGGGCGGGCUGGUGCCCGAGUCGCUGCUCGCCAACCCAGAGAAAGCCGCGGCCGCCGCGGCUGCCGCCGCCGCGCGCGUUUUCUUCCCGCAGUCGGCUGCCGCGGCGGCCGCCGCCGCCGCCGCCGCGGCAAGCAGCCCCUACUCUCUGCUGGACCUGGGCUCUAAAAUGGCAGAGAUCUCCUCGUCCUCCUCUGGGCUCCCCUACGCGUCCUCGCUGGGCUACCCGACGGCCGGGGCCGGUGCCUUCCACGGGGCCGCCGCCGCAGCUGCAGCCGCUGCCGCCGCCGCCGGGGGGCACACGCACUCGCACCCCAGCCCCGGCAACCCGGGCUACAUGAUACCGUGCAACUGCAGCGCCUGGCCGAGUCCGGGACUCCAGCCACCCCUCGCCUAUAUCCUGUUGCCCGGCAUGGGCAAACCUCAGCUGGACCCUUACCCUGCAGCCUACGCCGCGGCGUUAUGA